AUGGCUGAGCCGCGCACCGCGUCCCCGCGCCGCCUGCCCGCGCUGCGCCGGCCCCGGUUUCUGCCGCCGUUGCUGCUGCUGCCGCCGCCGCCGCCGUUGCUGCUGCUGCUGCUGCUGCUGUUGCGGCUGCCUGCGCCAAGCCUGGGUCUGGGCCAUUCUGCUGAACUGGCAUUUUCUGUGGAGCCAAAUGAUGAUAUUGCCAACCCUGGGCAGCCUAUAGUGCUGGGCUGCAAAGUGGAGGGCACCCCUCCAGUGCAAGUCUCCUGGAGGAAGAAUGGAGCAGAGCUACCGGAGGGCGUUCAUACCACCCUGCUGGCCAAUGGCUCCUUGCUGAUCCACCACUUCAGGCUGGAGCAAGGAGGUAGCCCUUCAGAUGAGGGUGACUAUGAAUGUGUGGCUCAGAACCGCUUUGGGCUGCUGGUCAGUCGGAAAGCUCGUAUCCAGGCUGCAACUAUGUCCGACUUCCACGUGCACCCCCAGGCCGUCAUGGGUGAGGAGGGUGGUGUGGCCCGCUUCCAGUGCCAAAUCCAUGGGCUUCCCAAGCCCCUGAUCACAUGGGAGAAGAACAGAGUCCCCAUUGACACAGACGAUGAGAGGUACACACUACUGCCCAAGGGAGUCCUGCAGAUAACAGGACUUCGGGCUGAGGAUAGCGGCGUCUUCCACUGUGUGGCCUCAAACAUUGCUAGUGUGCGUGUCAGCCACGGGGCCAGGCUCACUGUGUCAGGCUCAGGCUCUGGGACCUACAAGGAGCCCACCAUCCUUGUGGGGCCUGAGAAUCUCACCCUGACAGUGCACCAGACUGCGGUGCUGGAGUGUGUCGCCACGGGCAACCCGCGCCCCAUUGUGUCCUGGAGCCGCCUGGAUGGCCGCCCCAUUGGGGUGGAGGGCAUCCAGGUGCUGGGUACAGGAAACCUUAUCAUCUCAGAUGUGACCGUCCAGCAUUCAGGUGUCUAUGUCUGUGCAGCCAACAGACCUGGCACCCGGGUGAGGAGGACAGCCCAGGGUCGGCUGGUCGUACAAGCGGGUCAUUCCCAGGGCUCACACAUGUUCCUUCCUGGGAAGCCGUUUCAUUCACACGUGUGCCACUUCCACGCUCACGCCCGCCUGCUGUGCGCUACGCUCACACUGAGCAUUUCUGGAGUUGGACCUGAAGAUGAAGCCAUCUACCAAUGUGUGGCUGAGAACAUUGCUGGCUCGUCACAAGCCAGCGCCAGGCUGACGGUGCUGUGGGCCGAGGGGUUGCCAGGCCCCCCACGCAAUGUCCGCGCUGUCUCUGUGUCCUCCACUGAGGUUCGAGUGUCCUGGAGUGAGCCUCUGGCCCACACCAAGGAGAUCAUUGGCUAUGUCUUGCACAUCAGGAAGGCUGCCGACUCACCCAAGCUAGAGUACCAGGAAGCUGUCAGCAAGAGCACCUUUCAGCACCUGGUGAGAGACCUUGAGCCCUCCACUGCCUACAGCUUCUACAUCAAAGCCUACACACCACGAGGGGCCAGUUUAGCCUCUGUCCCCACCCUGGCCAGCACCCUGGGUGAAGCCCCUGUCCCACCCCCAUUAUCUGUGCGGUUGCUGGGCAGUUCCUCUCUACAACUGCUAUGGAAGCCCUGGCCACGGCUGGCCCAACACAACGGAGGCUUCAAACUGUUUUACCGCCCAGUCAGUGCAACCUCCUUCACUGGCCCCAUCUUGCUCCCUGGGACUGUCUCCUCUUACAACCUCAGCCAGCUUGACCCCAGCACUGUGUACGAGGUGAAGCUCCUCGCCUACAACCAGCAUGGAGACGGAAACGCCACGGUCCGAUUUGUGUCUUUGAAGGGAGCCUCUGAGAGGACAGCCCUGACUCCCCCAUGUGACUGCCGGAAGGAAGAUGUCACCAACCAUACGUCUACUACAGGCAUUGUUAUCGGCAUCCACAUCGGAGUCACCUGCAUCAUCUUCUGCGUCCUCUUUCUUCUGUUUGGCCAGAGGGGCAGGGUCCUCCUGUGUAAGGAUGUGGAAAACCAGCUCUCCCCUCCCCAGGGUCCCCGGAGCCAAAGGGACCCUGGUAUCCUGGCCCUGAAUGGAGUGAGCCGAGGAGAAGGGGGCCAGCUGAGCGGAGAAGAAAAGCCAGUGGACGCCAAGGAGUUGGAGCAGCUGUUCCCCACAGCUGGAUCAGCUGUGCAGUCAGGCUCCAGGCCCACGGAUCCCACAGCCCCUGCUCCAUGUGAGGAGACCCAGCUCUCCAUGGUGCAGCUUCAAGGCUUCAACCUUGUGUCAGGGAGGACAACAGAGGCCAUGUCCCCCUGUGCAGGGCCUGGGCCUGUCCCAGCACCCCAGGAUGUAGGCCCUGUCCCCCUCAGUGAAGGACAGGCCCAGCCUCCAGCAGUCACAGUGCCCCAGUGAGCAGCAUCGGUGUGUUCCCGAGGGGUGGUACCCCAUUCUCAGGUCAAAGGCGAGGUUUUUCCUGUUCCGUGGGAUUUGGAGCUCAUCAGUGAAGGACAGGGUUCUCAAACCACAGGAACCAGUGGGUCCUACAAGCAAGGCAUCUCCCUGCUGGAGCCAAUGUCCCCUCACCAAUGCCUGCUACCCACAGGACUUAGGAAACAAAUGUUUUCCUUUAAAAAUCAAAAUUUAAAAGUCAAAAAAGGAAAAGAAAGAAGAAAGCGAGAGGAAGUGAAUUAUACUCCAAAAAUAUGUCCUUGCUGUGGCCCGGCCCCUGAUGCUGUCACCCUGCUCGGACCUUGUUUUCUCAGGAUGGAUUUUGAGCUGUUGUGACUCUCAGCACCUACCUCAGCCGGAAUGAAUGUCCUUGGGGGUAGCGGGGCUGUAGCCUCUGCCUCUACCCCACAGAGCCCGAAAGCACUCCUACCUCAAGCCCCUUAAUGGGGGCCCCUUCCCACCUAUAUUGCUGCCCAGAGUAACAGA
Mus pahari (shrew mouse) is the source of this 2904-nucleotide messenger RNA. It is a transcript of the gene Igdcc3, whose product is annotated as immunoglobulin superfamily DCC subclass member 3. Gene Ontology annotation, molecular function: protein binding. The transcript is spliced from 14 exons. The record is from RefSeq and is a predicted model, not a curated record. NCBI's taxonomy places the organism in Eukaryota, Metazoa, Chordata, Mammalia, Rodentia, Muridae. The coding region runs from base 1 to 2382 and encodes 793 amino acids. Gene Ontology annotation, cellular component: axon; plasma membrane. Gene Ontology annotation, biological process: axon guidance; cell-cell adhesion.